UACAAAAUUCUUCACUUUUGUUUGCUUAUGUUAUGGCUGGUACCGUAUAUAGUUCUCAAACUCACUGACUCAACUGGGUGGGAUUUCGAGCCGAGUCACUAGGAAACUCGAGCUGACUCGAUUACUCAGUCGACUUGGCAUGAUUUGGCAUGAUUGGGUCGCUUGCCUUAUGAGGUAGCAUGUGGGAUUAGAUUCAAACACCCAGUGUUAACCAAGGGAAGCAGGGACUUCAACCACCGAAGUAUACAUGAUGUAGUUGCUUUGUGUUAUAUAUGUUCUAUAUUACUUAUACUAAAUUUAACUAUUUUAAAUAUCUACAAAAAAUUCUAAUAUUUUCAAUUAUUGAGUAUGAGUUGGGUUAAGUCUUCAAGUCAACCUGACCCAACUAUAACAGUGAAUCAAGUCGAGUUCUCUAAGUUUCUGAAUUAUGACCAGUACCAGACCAUCAAGCUAUUAUGUAGCAUACUACUAACACCAUCUAAACAUUUCAAGUACAGUAACAAAACUGGGGUACUUACUAACCUACUACAAUUUCCAUGUUUUUCUCUAUGCCAAAUAGUUUUAUUUGCAGGGAGAACUUCCAUUGGAGUAUUGUGCCUUAUUGCCUUACUGGUAUAUAAAGUACAAUGGAGACAUAUAUGGAUGGACACCAUGGUAGAAGAGUUCUUGAGCAAGUACAGAUGCCAAACGCCUGCAAGGUACUCUUAUUGGGAUAUUCGAAGGAUGACCAUGCGUUUUAAAGAGAAAUUAGGCGUAGGAGGUUUUGGCUCCGUUUACAAAGGAAAGCUCAGAAAUGGCCCACCCGUUGCGAUCAAGAUGUUGUCUGGUAAGUCGAAAGGCAAUGGGCAAGAAUUCAUCAAUGAAGUUGCUACGAUCGGAAGGAUUCAUCAUGUCAAUGUUGUCCGACUCAUUGGAUUUUGUGCGGAGGGAUCGAAAAGGGCUCUUAUCUAUGAGUAUAUGCCUAAUGGCUCUCUAGAAAAAUAUAUAUAUUCCCAUGAAGGUAAGAGCAGCCCUUUGAGUUGGGAGAAGAUGUACCAGAUUGCAUUGGGGAUAGCACGCGGGAUCGAAUAUCUUCAUCAAGGUUGUGACAUGAAGAUUCUACAUUUUGACAUCAAGCCUCACAACAUUCUCCUUGAUGACAACUUCAACCCAAAAGUUGCCGACUUUGGGCUCGCAAAGUUCUACCCAACAGAUGAAAGCCAUUUAUCAGUCACAGCUGUAGGAGGAACUCUAGGAUAUAUGGCUCCUGAACUAUUUUAUAAAAAUACCUGCAGGCAGGUCUCAUACAAGUCUGAUGUUUACAGUUUCGGAAUGCUUUUGAUGGAAAUGGCUGGUAGAAGAAAGAACGUGAAUCCAUCCGCAAACUCAAGCCAAAUUUACUUCCCGUUGUGGGUAUAUGACAAGCUCGAUCAAGAUGGGGAGAUGGGAAUGGAGGAUGCUGCUGAGGAUGAAAAGGAAAUUGCAAAGAAGAUGGUUAUAGUUGCAUUGUGGUGUAUACAGAUGAAACCUGCAAACCGUCCUUCCAUGAGUAAAGUUAUAGAAAUGCUAGAAGGUAGUGUGGAACUUUUGCAAAUGCCAGCCAAGCCUUUUCAUUCUUCCCCACAAAGGGUUCCCGAUGAAGAUCAUGCAACUGAUACAAAUCCCACAGAAUCAUCGAGUAUUGAGGAACUGGGAUUGCUCUCAGAAAUUUAUGAGGAAUCAAAUAACUUAGAUGUGAUCAUAGAUUAAGUUGUGAUACUUAGACUAUCAAAACAAUAAAGUUUUAGAUAUUUGGUACAAGAAACUAUUCAUGUAUUUAUAAUGAUGUAUGUGUUGGUUUUAAUCUUAGUUAUUUUCCUGCAUAAGUAAUGUUUUUGUAAUAAUAUAACUUGAAAGCAUUAAAGGUCAUCUUUCCCUAUAA
Molecule: messenger RNA, 1900 nt
Organism: Magnolia sinica
Lineage: Eukaryota; Viridiplantae; Streptophyta; Magnoliopsida; Magnoliales; Magnoliaceae
Product: rust resistance kinase Lr10-like
Exons: 1
Coding region: 349-1728 (459 amino acids)
Biological process (GO): protein phosphorylation
Molecular function (GO): ATP binding; protein kinase activity
Source: RefSeq, a predicted model, not a curated record